Paramecium sonneborni is the source of this 1636-nucleotide messenger RNA. The record is from the annotation of a GenBank genome assembly. Lineage: Eukaryota; Ciliophora; Oligohymenophorea; Peniculida; Parameciidae.
AUGAAUAAAAUAUUUUUACCAAAAAGAAGAAAGGUUCUUUAAUGUCCUGAAACUACUAUAGAAUCUUAAUUAUAAACAACUCGAUCAGUUGCUGUAAAUAAUAUAUCUUCAAUGUUCAGUCAACCAAUCAAGAUGUACCAAAGAUUAUAGUUAAAACAGAAGAAAGUGAAGGAAUUUCUAUUCCUAAAGAUAAUAGAUUAAAAAAUUGGAAUGAUGUUUUUGGUGAUUUUUUAUCUGAAGCUUUAUUAAGAAGAAAAUAAACUCAAAUAAAAAGAAAUACAGAGACUGCUAUUGAUAGAGCAUAUUUACAUGAAGUUCCUUUAAAAAUUCACAAUGCAAUGACAAUAAGUCCAUCAAUAAGAAGUAAUUUUACUAAAUAUAUUUUGGGUGAAAUAUCUGCUGAAGAAUUUGUAAUUAGAAAAAAUUAAUCUCAAAAACUUGAUAAAUUAAUUCCAGCAGUCAUUAAGAAAUCAAAAAGACCAAAAAUUAAUGUGUAAUAAAUAAAUAUUAAUAUUAUUAGAACAUAUAGAAGAUCUGCAGUAACAGAUGAGGGUAAUCAUGAUAUUGCUUUUUUAUAAUUAUUAGAUGAAAAAAAUGAACAGAUGAUUAAAAAAUAAUAAGCAUAAGAUAGAUUUGAUAUAAUUAGGGAUGUUAUAGAAGAAAAAAUUGAUAAGAGAGAAAAAGAAGAUCUAGUAAAGAGAAGCAGAGAAUUAAAAAAUGUUGCAAUGAUCAAAUAAAUGUAUGAUAUAAGUGAUCAAUAUAUUCAAAAUUUAUAAAAGAAAUUUUAGGAAAAAGAUAUAAAUACAAAAAAAAAACUAAUAUUUAAAGGAAAUUCAGUAAAUAUAAUUUAACAUUAAAACCCAUAUUAAUUAUUGAAUUCUAGAAAUCAUUAAAAUCCUAAUAAAGUCAAAUAUGAAGCUCCUUAAGAAAAAUAUGUGAUUCGUCAUUUAGUUAAUAAGAAGGUAAAAUAAUAUAUGGAAGAAUUACUUAUUAAAGAUUAUAUUGAAAAUGAAAAAGUUAAAAAGUAGAUUUAUGUUAAUUAUCAAUUUAAAAAAAAAAUUAUCCCAAAAUCUACUUAAUCUAAUACACUACAGACAUUUGAUGAUAGCGAAUAAAAUAAUAUUAAAUAAAUUUAUCCAUUUAUAUAGAAAGGUACAAAAGGUAAUUAAAUAGUUAAAAAUUAAUUGAUCAAUAAUGAUUUAGAAUUAAUAUAAUAUAUAACAAACUAUCCAAAAUACGAUCCAUAUAAAGAUAAAGAUGUCUAGGAAUAAAUCUAAAAAGAUAUACUUGAUGCUGGAGGAUUAUCUUCUAAUAGACAUAUAAAAAUUCCAUAAAGAAAAACAGCAUCAUCAUUUAAAUAUAAUAAAUUUAGAAAUUAAGACAUAAAUGGAUCAUUGGAUUCUCGGACUGAUGAUGAAUCAUUAAAUUCUAUGUAUGAAUUCAAUGUAGAUAAUCUCUACUAAUAAAGUAUGAAAUUGUAAGAAAAACUAUUGGAAAAGUAAUACACUGAUGGUUUUAGUAAAACAAUAAAGGCAAUUUAAAAAAAUUAAUAAUUAAACAAGUAAUUUUUUGAUUUAACAAUAGUGACAUUAUUUUAAAAAAUAUAUAAAAACUUGAAGGAAUAUCUCCAAUCUGA